AUGGCCAGCCCCGUAGGCGAGCAGAACUGGCUCGCCUACCUCGAAGAGGCGGCCCGUACCGCCGUCGACCUCGAGCAGCGCGUCAACGUCGUCGAGCUCUACAAGCGCGCCAUCGGUGCUGAGCCCGGCAGCUUGCGCCUAUGGCUGGCCUACUGCAACUACUUUUGGAGUCUCUGGGCCAGCAGCCACGCUGCCGAUGCCUCGGACUCGACCUGGUCCGACGAAGAGCAGCUGAUGGGCCGUGAGAUCUUCUCCUUUGGCGCCGCCCUCGACCUCUGGCAGCAGGGCUACGAGGCCAUAAAAUACCGAAUCAAUGAUAGCAACCAGUUCUGGGACCGCUGGGUCUCCCUCGAGAUGGAGCAGCUCGCCAAGACGAAGACGCCCGAAGGCGUCCGGCGCAUCACCCACCUGUACCGCGACCGCCUGGCCAUACCGCACCUCACCUGGGACGAGACGUCGCAGGCCUUUUCGAGUUUUCUUUCCCAGUACAACAAGGCCGCCUGGGAGGAGACGAUGAAGGAAGUGACCUCCGCCGCACAAGGCGUCAAGCGCGUCAUUGACGCUCGCGAUCCGUUCGAGCUCAAGCUCCAGGCAGCAGCGCGACAAGGCGACGCAGAGGCGGAAAAGGCCGCCAUGCGGGACUAUCUCGAAUGGGAGAUACUGCAGAGCAAGAGGAACAAUGACGUCCCUGAGAUGGCCGUCGACAUUUGCAGUGGCCUGUUCUCGCGCGCCCUGACCGGCAUCUUUUCGUCGGACGACGGCAUCUGGCACGAACACGUCGUCUUCGUCUCCUCCAACUCGGACGCCCCCGCGACCGACAAGCUUCUCGACAUCCUGCGCAGAGCUGUUGUGCACUGUCCUUGGUCUGGGCAGCUGUGGAACCGGUUCAUAUUGUGUGCCGAGGAGGCCAAGCUCCCCUUUUCCGAGAUUGAGGCCAUCAAACACGCGGCAACGAGCGACAACCAAUUGUACCGCGACGGCAUGGAGAGCGUGAUUGAGAUGUACGUUGCCUGGUGCGGCUUCUUGAAGCGUACGGCGCUCGAGCCUACGGCAACGGACGAAUCUGUGGACGUUGCCGAUGUUGGCCUGAGAGCUGCGCUCGAAGAUGUCGACGUUGUCGGGAAGCGCCUCUACGGGAAGGAGUUUCAGGGCGACCCCAAGUUUCGACUGGAGCGAAUCUACAUCCAAUACCUGACCGAGAGGAAGGGCGCGAUAGAUGAGGCUAGGGGCGUCUGGAACAAGCUGAAGCGCGCUCAGGUCCAUGCCGACAGCUACGACUUUUGGUUCCGCUACUACAUGUGGGAGAUGCUGAUAUUCUCGUCGCAUCCGCAGUCCAACAGAAGCCCCACACCGUCAUCGUCUGGGUCCGGCCUCCGCACCCCUCAGCUUGCGACAGCUGUGCUCCAUGCGGCGGCGACACGGCGAAGCAUAGACUGGCCAGAGAAGGUGUUUGAGGUUUACCUGCAGCACUGCAACGACUACGAGCUGCCUGCUUCGGUGCGUCGCGCAACCGACAUGGUCCACAAGGCGGAGAAGGCGGUCAGGAGGCGACGGCUGCGUGAGGAAGAAGAAAAGGCAGCCGCUUAUGCUGCCUACUACGGUACGCAACCUGUCGAAGAAGCCGUUGCUGAGACGGAGUCGCCCAGUGGAUCAAAACGAAAGCGGGAAGCCAAUGCCGAGGCUGCAGAGGAGGACGAGACUGUCACCAAGCGACAGAGGGGCGUCAACGACGCUGCCGAUGCAUCGCAAGCCACACCACAAGAGGGGGUCAAGCGAGAUCGCGAAAAUUCUACGGUUCUUGUGACUGGCCUGCCCGCCGACGUUACGCAGACAAAGGUGCGCCAGUAUUUCAAAGAAUAUGGCCACAUCAACCACAUUACCGCCCUCGUACAGGAAAAGGACGGCCAGUCCUCCACCUCCCUAAUCGAAUUCCGCUCUCCCGACGACGCGCAGUCUGCGCUUCUAAGAGACGGCAAAUACAUGGGCCAAUCUCAACUGAGUGUCGAGUCUGGCCACGAUUUGACCGUAUAUGUCGCCAACUACCCGCCUGCCGCUGACGAAAAGUACAUGCGGGAAUUGUUCAAGGAUUGCGGCGAAAUGCUGAGCAUACGAUGGCCUAGUCUCAAGGUCAACACUCACCGCCGGUUCUGCUACAUCUCGUUCCGCGACCGUGAUGCUUCGGCCAAGGCCGUGGCAAAGGAGGGGACCAUGCUUGACGACAAGUACAGACUCUUGUCCAAGUACUCUGACCCGGGCCGCAAGAAGAACCGCGAGGGCGCCGUCGCAGAGGGCCGCGAAGUGCACAUCUCCAACUUGGACAAGGCUCUGAGCGAACAAGACAUUCGACAGGCGUUCUCACAGUACGGGACAAUCUUGCGGGUCAACAUCCCAAUGACACUGGCAGGCAAGAACCGUGGAUUCGCAUAUCUCGACUACGAGACCAAGGAGCAGGCCGAGAAGGCGGUCGAAGAGAUGAACAACACCAAGUUCCGCAGCCAGAUCCUCUCUGUGGCCCUGUCGAAAGAGUCCAAGGUCAAGCAUGCCUCCACGAUAGUCAACGCUAGCCGCGAGUCUGCAUCGCCUGCACCGUCACGCGACCACGAAGGAGACGAGGCCAUGAGCGAGUCAGGGGUGCCGGACCAGUCCAAGCCUUCGGCAGAGGAUAUCGCGGCGCGAACCAUCGCGCUGAUGGGUCUUCCCGACACCGUCAACGACACUCGCGUCCGCGCGCUCAUCGAGCCUCAUGGGGAGAUUGUUAAACUCGUCCUGCAGCCCGCCCACGGCGGUGCCAAGAUUGAGUUUGUGGACGCCGCAACGGCCGGCAAGGCGGCCCUGUCGCUUGACGGGACCGACUUUGAGGGCAACAAGCUGCGCACCGGUUCGGUCGAAGAACUCCGACACGCCAAGGCGGAGCACAAGGCCGACCGCAUAGUCUACGGGAACAAGGACAAAUCAAGUAGCAAGCCUACCAACGGCCCGGCCCCGAGUGCCGCGUCCGGCCUCAUGCGGCCCCCUGCGCCCGUUCGACGCCCCGUCCUCGGCCGCCCCGGACCCAAGCGCGGCCUCGGCUUCGCCCCGCGCCGUGCACCCGCGGCUAGCUCCACGGGCAAAGCGGACGGGGAUACAGCCGCGGCGGAGAAACCCGCGCCCAAGAGCAACGCAGACUUCAAGGCCAUGUUCCUGCAAAGCGGCGACGCCAAGAAAGGCGAGGCCGAGAGCGAGGCAAAGGCCCCCGACGGCGAGAAGGCGGCCGAUGGAAACGGAGCUUAG
Purpureocillium lilacinum is the source of this 3270-nucleotide messenger RNA. Its product is annotated as splicing factor. The record is from RefSeq and is a predicted model, not a curated record. Gene Ontology annotation, biological process: RNA processing. Gene Ontology annotation, cellular component: nucleus. Gene Ontology annotation, molecular function: protein binding; mRNA binding. Lineage: Eukaryota; Fungi; Ascomycota; Sordariomycetes; Hypocreales; Ophiocordycipitaceae.